AAGUGCAGCUCGUGUCAGAGUCUGGAGCUCCUCUUCAGGACCCUCUCAGUCCUCCGCCCUUUUGUUGUUAUGACGACGAGGUCGUAAAUCCGCCAUGUUUUCCCCUGUUGUAGCGUUGCGACAGAGACGGAGAGCUCGAACGACAUGAGUGAAGAAAAUAAUAAUACGGCAGAAACGGCGAGCGAGCAGCCGGAGCGCGGCGGGGUCAUCGCCAUCCACAAUGCCCUGGGCGACGAAGAUGAAGAUAUUCACAAAUGUGGCCGAUGUGGAGAAGAGUUUUCCACUCUGGAUACCUUCAUUCAGCAUAAGCUUAGUCGGAGCUGCCAACGUCCUGUACAGAAUUCACAGUCAAAUGGUUUCAGUGGUGGUGCUGCUCCCAACGUAAACGCCAGUGAUGAUGGCCAACCUUCAGAAGAUCGAGAGAAAUCCAAAACGGAUGAGGGUGAUGGAGUGGUGACCACCACCAGCAGAAAGAGAAGUCGCUUACCAAAACACCAUGUUGAGUCAGAAGAUGGAGAGGACCAGAGUUCGGAUCCUACUAAACUUAUUGUGAAGCUUACAGCAGACGGACGCUACAUUUGUCAUAUAUGUGAGAAGACUUUUAAAACGACGAAUAUCUUGAGGACACACUUGUUUACUCACACAGACAGGAAGGAUUUUAAGUGUGAACUGUGUGGAACUGCAUUCAGAACCAAGGGCUCUCUGAUUCGCCACAAACGGCGGCACACAGAUGAGCGUCCUUACCGGUGCAAUCAAUGCGGCCUCGCCUUCAGAGAGUCUGGUGCCCUGACUAGACACCUGAAGUCCCUCACUCCUUGUACAGAGAAGAUCCGUUACAGCCAGUGCCAAGAAAUCCUGGUCAGCAAAGAAGGCAUUCGCACAGAAGUCCAGCAGACACCUGUUCUCUCUCCAAAAGAGCAGCCGAUACCCAUAAUGAGUGUGGUGGAGACUGCCCAACCUGGCAUUCAUAUACAGGUGGUGGAAGACCUAGGACAAGUACAUCAGGUAGUGUCCCAGUCUCAAACUGAAGCUGUGGUCGAGGGAGACAGUUUGAUCUGCCAGGCCAUCAUCAAUUCAGGCAUUGCCCUGGAAACCGAGGCCACAGAGGCAGCAGUGCAGGCAGAGGCACGGUCACCUAAAGGUCCUGAGGCUGAGGCAAGGCUUGCAGAGAUUCAGGUGACUGAGGAAUGUGUGGAGGUGGAAGAGGAGACCGUGGACUCUUCAGAGAGGGAAGGGGAAGAAACAGCAUCUAAGUCACACAAAUGUCCUCACUGCGAUCGAGCUUUCAGAACAAUGUCUCACCUGCGCAUUCACAUCAAAGGCCAUGUUGGCUACAAGCCAUUUAAGUGCCUCACAUGUCAGAAAGAGUUUCUAACGGGCUAUAUGCUGAAGAAGCACAUGGAGGUGCAUGUGAGCGAGCGCAGGUAUAAGUGUGGCGAAUGUGGCAAGCUAUUCAAAGCCAUUGGGCAUGUGCGGGAACACAUGCGGGCGCAUUCCAGUGAGCGGCCUCACCACUGCAACCUGUGCGACAAGAGCUACAAGACAAAGAAUGCACUCCAGGUCCACCAUCGCACACACGGAGAAGAUAAGCCGUAUGUGUGUCCGCACUGCUGUCGUGGUUUUCGGGAAAAAGGUGCUCUGGUGCGUCACAUUCGCCACCACACCGGCGAGAAACCCUUCAGAUGUUCCAAAUGCGGCCGGGGCUUCGCUGAACAUGGCACUCUAAACCGCCAUUUACGAUCUAAAGGAGGUUGUUAUGCAGUGCAACAAAAGGAUCCAGAUCAGGUAUCGAGCACUGAGGAGCAGCAGGAGUCCACAGACAGUGUGGCAGCCACCAUCAUCACUGAGGACCCACACACGGUGCUAGUAGAAUUCUCCUCUGUGGUGGCUGAUACUCAGGAGUACAUCAUAGGAGCACCAGCUGAUGAAACAGCCCAAGGGGAGGAGAUGUCCAUCAUUCAGGACAGUGAUAGCCAGAUGGACAGCCAGAUCAUGAAGGUUGUGCAGCAUAUUGUGAGUCAGUCGCAUGGUAGCCACCAGAUCAUUGUGCGGAAUGUGGGUGCUGACGAGAGCCCCAGUGUGUCCGACUGCGGUGACACAAUCACCAUCGCCACACCUGAGAGCCUCACUGAACAGGUGGCCAUGACGCUGGCCAAUGCUAUUGGCGAUGGGACCAUCCUGACCACCUCCACCACAGAGGACGCCAUGGAGACGCAGCAUGCUGCUGUCACCGUGGUUGCAGCUGAAGACAUGGCGUUGAUGCAGCAAGAGGAGCAGUACGUCAUCGCAUCACCUGAGGACAUGGAGAUUCAGACGGUGGUGGUGGUCUGAGGCAAAGGACCCAAAGGAAGUCACCCUCUCCAUGAACUCUGGGAAAAGCAGUCUCCUAUGGAGCUGCUCAUUUUAUUUAUCUUACCUGUGGUAGCAGUUUGUUCUCCCAACAUGCCUUAUUGUCUUGAAUAUUCCAAAUAAGCUGCACUUAAAAGGAGGAAAAUUGGCUUCUUGAAUUGUGCAACUGUAUAAUUGCACUUAUUUUUAUAAUCAAUGUGUUGUAUGCAGUUAUCUGCAGACAAUGAUACCAAAUUAGCCUAAUUAUUCCCUUCAGACCUGGUUGGCAAUGAACAACAAAUUUACUCUGCUUUUGAUGGCCAUUGUGCAGGAUACAUUUCUUUAAGGUUCUCAGGGCAAAAGUGCUGAUCUAAGAUCAGUGUCAGGACAACUCAGACUUUAAUGCAUAGGAAUUAAAAAACUGUCUAAACACUUUUUUUUUUCCUGUUACAAUGCAUGUUUGUGCACAUGUUGUUCCAUGUAUUUGUUUUAAUAGAUAAAAGCUCUCAUUGAAAGCUGUUUUAUUUCAGUUAUUGGACUCUAAUGCUGCAUAGACGUAGAGGUGCACUUCUUUGUAGCCAGUGAGGACUAACAUGCUACUAUGUGACAAGUAGGCCAACCAGAUAAAUCUGUGUACAUUUGACAGCUUAUGUUCAUUAGUCUGCCUCUCAGAUUUCUAUAAACUAUAUUCUUUUAUCGUUUGUGGGUUUGUAGCAGAUGAGGUGACGAUGGAUUCAUUGGAUUUUUGGCUUAUUCUAUCUUCCAGCAAACCACUUUAUGUAAUGCCUUUCAUUUGUGGGACAGACAGACCAUCCGAGCUAUGAUUGAUGCUCUGUGUGGCUCACAGCUGUGUUAUCAGCAGGUGAUAGAUGGACAGUUGGUAGAAUCACUUACCUGGCAGAUCUGGGCCACACCACAGCCUGGUUCACUUUGCCACCAUUUUUUUAACGCGUCCCCCCCAACCCUCCUGUCUUCCCUCCUGUCAGGUCAUUACUGCACAUGCUGUUGCCAAGGAUACUGUGGACAGUUGCACUGUUUCUAAACCCUCAGGGUCCUCUCAUGUGCCCUCACAUUGUGGUGCCCUUUUGAGCAGAAAAAAAACGGAAUGCUGCCCCAGUAUACACAACCCAGUGCCUCAUCAGUUAAUCACCCAGUGUUAUAUUAAUAGAAAGCUCCACAUUUACUAGAAGAGUGAGUAUAGAGGGAUUUCAUUGCUAAAGAGAACUCAAUGUAAGAACCAACAGUCAGCCAUCUGUAAUCUGCAUAUCAUCCUAUAUAUUCAAUAGGUUUCAAAAGACUACCAAUAUUUUCUGCCGUGCGGACGUAAAUGAUUCCAUUGUUUGACAACUUAAACUGUGUGGCUGUAAUUCAGUAACCACUAUGAAGCUUUAUAUAAAGCGCAGGAGUUAUUGGAGUUUUAAGUGGAUGGGGAUGGUGAGGUCCACGUGAGAGUUGCAGUUUAAUUUCUUUUUGCAUGGAAGCCUGCAAAGAUUGUAAAACAUGCUUUGAUGAGCCCUACUGUCAUUUUUGGUGGAUGUCGUCGUCCCCCCCCCCCCCCCCCCCCCCGAUCCCAGACAAGAUUUAAACCAGGGUUUGUAUUCAUGGAACUUCUCAGAGGCGUGCUGAUCUGGGAUCUGUUCAUGUUUAAAGUCAUGGUAAAUGAGGAGUCUAAUCCCAGAUCAGCGCAUGUCUGAAUGCCUCUAAGUUACCUCACAAAAAGGUAUUACAUGAAGUGGUUGCAGAUAUGCUGUUUCUUGUCUCAGGCAUGGUUUUAGAAUAGGUACAAGUCUUUUGGCAUAGAACCUUUUAAAAAAUUGAAUCUGUUCAUGGCAGAGAGGUACAUCGAAAGUAAGUACCCAAAGAAAAUCUUUGCUACUUUUUUUUAUCGUUCUCAACAUUGCAUCUCAAAAAAGAUGUGUAGAUACACAGGAUGUUUUGGACUGUAAAUAAAAUGACUGUAUUUGUA
Molecule: messenger RNA, 4294 nt
Organism: Pygocentrus nattereri (red-bellied piranha)
Lineage: Eukaryota; Metazoa; Chordata; Actinopteri; Characiformes; Serrasalmidae
Gene: e4f1
Product: E4F transcription factor 1
Exons: 14
Coding region: 145-2331 (728 amino acids)
Biological process (GO): regulation of DNA-templated transcription
Molecular function (GO): RNA polymerase II cis-regulatory region sequence-specific DNA binding; DNA-binding transcription factor activity, RNA polymerase II-specific
Source: RefSeq, a predicted model, not a curated record